AUGAGCAACAACACUGAGCAUGAUUAUGAAACAAUAGAAUCGUUGAAAGAGGAGAUUGAAAUUAUAGAUAGACACAAAGAUGAAUAUAGAGAACCAAAGAGUUUCAAUGCUGUAGCGUUCGACUAUACAGAAGAGAAUGAAAGAGCAACAUUUUCUCUUGGUCGACAACCUAAGCUAUCAAAGAUUAACGAUGCCAACACAAAAGAAUUGACUCCACAACAACAAAAACUAAUAGAUUUAAAAAAGAAAUUAGUAAGUACAGCAAAUGAAGCAAAAAAGAAUAUAUACAAAUCGGUUGUAGAUGAACAUAGUAGAAUACACAACGGACCUAUGAAUGAAUCCGAAGAGAAAAAGAAAUUGUUUGAAGAGAAGAAGCGACAGGAAGAAGAGGAAAUUAAAAAGGAAGGGGGUGAUCCAGAGAGAGAGAAGCUAAAGAAUGCUUUAGCCUCGGAUUUAGAGAAUAAAGCAAAGAAGAAAGGAAAUAAAAAGUUUGAAGGUGUACAUAAUAAACAAUCCGAUUCACAUAUUUAUAAUUCAUAUAAGAAGAGAGUCAAAGAGAUGGAGUCAUUUAGGAAUUCCGAACAUUAUAAGGAGUUUGUAGAUAAAGAUCAGAUCAACAAUGAAACAGAGUAUGGAAAACAUGGAUUUGUACCAGAAGCAAAUGUUAAUGCAAUGAAACAAGAAUUAUUGAAACAUCAAAUGGAAAGAAGAAAUAACUUUAAGAAGAGAGGAACCAAUCCUGAUGAGGAUGUCAGUUGGAUCAACGAACAAAAUAGAGUGUUUAACAAAAAGGUUUCAAGAGCCUACGACAAAUACACAUUGGAGAUUCGUCAGAAUUUGGAGCGUGGUACAUCUCUUUAA
Molecule: messenger RNA, 861 nt
Organism: Heterostelium album PN500
Lineage: Eukaryota; Evosea; Eumycetozoa; Acytosteliales; Acytosteliaceae
Gene: syf2
Product: pre-mRNA-splicing factor SYF2
Exons: 4
Coding region: 1-861 (286 amino acids)
Cellular component (GO): post-mRNA release spliceosomal complex; catalytic step 2 spliceosome; Prp19 complex
Source: RefSeq, a predicted model, not a curated record